AUUUAUAUUUCAAAGGCACAUAAAUGCAGCUCUUCAGGGCAGGAGUUCUCCUUUAUGCUUCAGAAAUAGUCAACGAUGGAAGAAUAAGGGCAAGGAGCCCUUUGAGUAAGUCACACUUUGUCUUGACCUCCAUUUUGCAUCUAUUUCAUGUGAAAUGGGGGACCCUACAGUUUCUCUGCUUGAGAGACGUGUAACAAAUGCAGAAGAAAGGCACAAAAGAUAACAAGUGUCUUCAAGAUAGAUUCAAAGUGCCUUCAAAGAUUACAAAAUAUACUGGUAAUAAGAACCAUGACAGUAUCUCAGCAUACAGUGUUGCACAGCAGCAUCCCUUUGCUCAAAUUAUUAGCAGUAAUAGUCAAAUAACCAUAGUGUUAUUAAAAUUAAUUCAAUAUCAAUAAAAAGCAGCAUUAUUGCUCAUAAUGUAAUUGAUACGCAGGCUGAUGUGAUUUGAUCCUUACAAAAACAUGUUGAUAACAAAUAAUAUUUUACAGCAAAUGUCUUUCCUGUAGGGUCAAAUGUUUGGUAUGUCAGGGUGCUUUUGUGUCAGGACGUUUGAAGAUGGCAUCUUCUGGUUCAGUUAAAAACAGCCAGUGAUACAACCUGAAAUAUGCAGCGUUACUGCCUCUUAAAUACAUUGUUUUCCUCUUGCCUUAAACUCAUGGCAUAAUAGAGAGAGAAAUAAGGUCAGUGCAGGACAAGGAGAUGGAGUGUGAUUUUUGAGGAACCGUAAUCUAGAUAAAUCAGAGAGACAGGUUCUAGGAACAAGCAGUGUUCAGAUAGAGAAUAGGAGGUGGAAAUGAAUUAUGAGGACUAUAUCCUUUUCCUCCUAGAAAGAGAUAAUCCUGUGCCAUUUCUAUCUUAAAUUUAAUUCUGGUGUUUAUUUUUGGUUUUCAUCAUUGCAGUUAAAGACCUGUGUGUCAAAACUAAGCUGUUUCUUAUUUAUUUUUCACUGGUUGUUUCUGCCUUUUUGAUUUUCAAAAUAAUGUUUCAAGUGUUAAAUGCAAUAAUGGACAAUAGUACUUUGCCAUAUGGUAUCUCCAUUACUUGAUAUUUUGUUUACCUACUUUCUUUUCUUCUUCUGUCUUCCACUUUGUAUAGCUUAGAUAAGCUUUGUGUGGUAUUCUGUGCUGAGAAGCAGCCAGCAAGGGGAUGUUUUUAUUCUUCUUCUGAAAGGCAAGGAUGUUCUUUGAGCUCCUUAAAAGAACAGAUUGCAAAUGUUUCUGCAGUUGACCAUAUACAGAAAUAUGGGCCUUGCAUUUGAAGAGCUGUACCUCAAAAAGUCUAUGGAAUUUUGCUUCUUAUCAUGUUCUUCACUAUAAACCUGAUUUUGCUUCCAAACACUUUAUGCAGAGGUUAUUGUGUGUGUGUGUGUGUGCAUGCUUUUCUAAAACCCUGUGCUGUGACUCUGUAGGGAUACCUUCAUCAUACGAGACUCGUGAUGAACGAUUGCUGCUGUAAUCAAGAAUUUACUGGCUUUUCCAUUAGUUUCCUUGGUGAUAACUAUUGUUUCCUCCCACUUUGCUAUGAAAACUGAAUCUUUCUUCUAGCUGAACUAAAUGCAAAGUGAACACUAGUGUAAUAGCCUUUGUGUUCCAAGGGCAAUCACGGGUAAAGUUUGAAGUUCUUGUCCUCUUAUCUUGGGAAAUCUGAGAAAUGUAGAGGAAAGGGCAGAAUGCCAGUGGGGAAAAACUGCUGAGAGGGAGAGGAGCUCUUGUGCAGGAGUGACUGCUGCUGCCUGACUCAUGGAAGAAGAGCUGAUAGUGACUGGGAUACAUCAGGGCAAGGGAGAUUCUGCACCAUAUUUCGGUCUUACUCACGAGGUGCUCAGGUAAGCAACACACAACUUCCUCAGUGUGGAGUAAUGGUAGUUGGAUGAAUGAAAGAGCUGGUGAACCAUCCUGAUGGCUUCUGUAACUCAGUUGUAGAUUGCAUGCAGGUGCAGUAAUACUCUGAAGAUAACAUGAAACAUGGGGAAUAAUAAGGCAUGGAACUUUAGUUUGGGGAGGGGAAAUACAUGAGAUUGAAGUUGAAUCACUAAAAUGAAGUAAUACAUAUUCUUAUGCCUUCUUGUUGGUUACCUCGAUAACUUAAGCACAUAUUGUACUUGGAUCACGUGAAAGCAAUGCUAAUGCUACUGUUUAAACCUGUGUGCCAAGUAAGAGAAACAUACCAUAAAACUGGCAAGAGUAAUGUGAAAAAUACAAACAUAGUCUAAAAUAUGAUGAAAUGUAAUGACUUGUAAGGAAAUUACUUAAAAAGAAAAAAAGACAGACACACUAAAAGUGCCCACAGCAUCAGAGUUUAAAGUAUUGCAAUAGUUCAUGACUCAUAUUGGGUUCUGCUGAGUUGCAGCUUAUGUUCCAGCAUUGCAGAGAGCAUUGACUCUUCGAGUUACUGAAUGUGACCCAAAGUACAUUUUGCUAUGACUUGUGAUGUGUGUGUGAUCCACCAAACGUGUCCACUAUAAAAAGAAAUAUUUACCAUUACAUUAGACCCCACAACUAAGUCAGGUUUUCUGCCCCUUGGCUGAUGUGUAAUCUACACAGAGAUGGGGCUUGGCUUCACAGGAUGCUGAAAAGUUGAUCAGCAUCUUAUGAGAUUAUUUCAGAGCUGCAGAAUUUACAGAUCUGUGUUUAGCUGUGUUAUGCCUCUGUUAAACUUACAUUUUUUUAUCUUAUUCUUUUUAAUACAGGGAGUUAUACUAGUGUAUGAUAUUACAAAUCGUUGGUCAUUUGAUGGAAUCGAUCGAUGGAUAAAAGAAAUAGAUGAGCACGCUCCUGGUGUACCAAAAAUCCUGGUUGGAAAUCGCCUUCACUUAGCCUUCAAGCGCCAAGUGUCCACUGAACAAGCACAGGCCUAUGCUGAGAGGCUGGGCAUGACUUUUUUUGAAGUCAGUCCACUUUGUAACUUCAAUAUUACAGAGUCCUUUACUGAGCUAGCAAGAAUAGUGUUGAUGAGACAUGGAAUGGACAGGCUCUGGAGGCCAAACAAGGUACUGAGUCUGCAAGACCUUUGUUGCCGUGCCGUAGUUUCCUGUACCCCUGUGCAUCUUGUUGACAAGCUCCCUCUCCCUGUUGCCUUAAGAAGCCAUCUCAAAUCUUUCUCCAUGGCAAAUGGCCUUAAUGCCAGGAUGAUGCAUGGACGCUCGUACUCCCUCACAUCCAGCAACAUCAAUAAAAGGAACAGCUUAAAGAAAGCUAAAAUCAUCCGUCCACCACAGAGCCCACCAAAAAACUGUACAAGAAACAGCUGUAAAAUUUCCUAAUCUCUGUGUGGAAAAAGGGAAGCUGGAUGGAAUCUCCUCGUGUGGAGCACUGAACACAAGCCACAAGGACUCCUUGUUUAAUGGUUGAGCACAUUCUAUGUACGUAUCCCACUACAUAGACAAAAAAUGAGAAUAAAUCUGAUUUUAGAGCUUGCUCACUACAGUAAUGCUGCUUUGGAAUAAGAGACAUGUUCAGUGCACCUGAAAGGAUGUGACAUUUUGCUGUUGGAUUUUCACACUGCAUUUGAAUUUCUGAUGUGCAUGAUGCCGUUGUUUUUACUAGUAGAUGUGUUUUCAUAUAGGGGAUAAUUAUCACCAUUCAAUUCUUAAUGCCAUGAAAUCUGGAAAGUGACUGUGUAAUUGUAUAAAAUCCUGUCUUUUUGCAAACUGUUCCAAAAUGUAAGGAUGAGUCAUCUGCAUAUCGAGGCAGAGGUUUUUAAAUGCAAUGUAUCGUAUACAUUGUUCAAUUCUCCAAAUGGUGUGACAAAUUCCAGUAGUGCUGCAGUGGUGCAUUUGGAUUUUUUUGUAAAGCUUCCUUGAUAACUUUGAAGCACUAACUUAACUAAGCUAAAAAUGUAUAUAUAAUUAUUAUGCACAUACACAGCAAGGUUUUGUCCCAUUAGUGUAUGUAAUAGAUUUGAUAAAGUUUUUGGUAUGUUAUUUAAUACUUUGGGGAAUUAAUUUGUGGUUUAAAUACUUAUUUUUCUGUAAAAAAGAAUUAAAAUCUACAUUUUAUACCACUCUACCAGAAGGUUCUAGGAGGAAAAUGCCAAAGACUGUGGUAAAAAGGAACAUGACUUGAAGAGCUGCUUUAUAAGGAAAGAAUAAUAUUUUAAAAGAUAAAUAAAUGUUUCUGGAAAAGAAA
This is a messenger RNA of Strigops habroptila (Kakapo), 4130 nucleotides long. RefSeq names its product RAB40B, member RAS oncogene family (gene RAB40B). The transcript is spliced from 4 exons. The record is from RefSeq and is a predicted model, not a curated record. The coding region runs from base 2594 to 3265 and encodes 223 amino acids. Gene Ontology annotation, molecular function: GTPase activity; GTP binding. NCBI's taxonomy places the organism in Eukaryota, Metazoa, Chordata, Aves, Psittaciformes, Psittacidae. Gene Ontology annotation, biological process: protein localization to plasma membrane; intracellular signal transduction. Gene Ontology annotation, cellular component: synaptic vesicle; plasma membrane; endosome.